CCAACCCUCAAAACAGCCUACGCCCCGGGAUUGCAGCUGUUUGAACUGCGCCAUACAACAGUCGAUACGUGUAUUGCAGGUGUACGUAAAACCCAAGACGACGGCGUGGAUGUUGUGGCUCAGCUUUUGUAUUAUUUCUUUGCUUAUCACAACACAACUUUGUCGCCCGCGGGUUUGAUCUUUAAGCCCAGAACCCCGAUCGGGAAUGAGAUAACUGCCGCCAAAAGAGAUAAAAACAAAAAGGUUCAUCCCAAGCGCUUCACAUAAACGCGGCAGAAACCAUUAGCGCCCCCCGGACGCAUCGAGAAAAAAAAAGACGACAACUUUGCCCUCGUCGCAUCUUGUCACGCUAGACAUCGGCCGACGCCAACAGUGCCGUCAUAGGGAGGCUGAUGCCAACAGUCGCCAACCUAGGCUAGCAAUCAUUUUAGUCUCGGUGCCUCUGCUUGGUGCCUUGCCUUGGCCUACGUUUCUGUGGUAUUUUUUUGUUUGAAGGACAACCCACACUCGUUUGAUUUGAUUUUACAUUUACACAAACCCCACAUACAUAGUAUCUGGCAUAUCUCGCCAGUAUUAUACUCGACCAACAAACAACUUUCUACCACUCGGAACGAAAAGAAACCAAAAACACCUCUUGCAACAUGUUGAGGCUAUCAUACUGGGUCUUGCCCAUAAUAUCGGGCGUCGUAUGGCUUGCCACCCUCCUUGGCCUGCUGCUCAACUGGACCGUCAACGAGGACCGCGUGCACUAUGGCAGUAUGAGCGAGAACCAGACCAUCGCGUACAUCAGUGAUACCGGUGCUUACAGGCUCAAGCCGCUCUUCAUCGCCGGCUGCGUCAUCACGACCAUCUUCCUCGAUGCGGCCUUCCUCGCCGACAGGUGGCUGAGGCACAAGGGCAGGCUCGUGCCCAAUUCCACCAUGGGAGAGAAGAUCUUGUCAGGCCUGACCAUUGCAUUCGCCGUAGUAGGCACAGUAGGCCUGAUCAUGCUGAGCAUCUUCGACACCGCAAGUCAUAACAGGUUGCACAACAUCUUCCUGAGCUUCUUCAUCGGUGGAUACACAAUCAGUGCCGUUUUCAUCUGCUGGGAGUACCAGCGUCUCGGUCGCAACCGAGAUCACCGCGUUCUUCGCAUCUCUUUCUGGAUAAAGCUCGUCUUCAUCAUCGUCGAGGUCCUCCUCUGCGUCGGCUUCGGCAUCGCUAACCGCCUCCGCGAGUUCAACGUCGCCGCCGUCCUCGAGUGGAUCAUCGCCGUGGUCUUCUCCUUUUACGUCUUUUCCUUCUACGUCGACCUGUACCCGGCCGUCUACACCAAGAACGGCAAGCCCUAUACCCGCCCUCUCGCCGGCGGCGCCUUCAGGACCAAGGGCAUGGCCGAACCUCCCAUGGCACAGCGCUACCGCGGCGGCUCCGCCAGCGCGGCCGAGGAGGGCAGGAUCGAUUCCGACUCGACCGGUGCUGGUGGCGUUGGCGCCGCCGCCGCUGGUGGUCCGUUUGGCUCCGGUGCCAUGUCACACACGGAGAGGGAAUACUAUCAGCGCCCGCCUGUGCCGCAGAACUUUUAGGCUCAGCCUCCGCGGUAUUGCAGCGACCGGGUGCUGGUGGAAAGGGACAAGGAGGAGCAUGAGCAGCUGCAGCUACAGCCGCUUGCCGGUCGACGCAAGGCAGGGAGGGGCGUCGUUCUGUUGGUGAGGCGUCCCGGGUCCGGCAUGCGAUGAUCAUGGGGUCAUACCUAAUAUGAACCUUCUGCCAAGCACUGUGUCUUGCUCAUUCUCUAUUAUUGUUCAUUUGGGCAACAAGCAAGCGGCUGUUUUAUUUGGCUUUGGCUUGGGCUAGGAGUUUAUGGGCGUUUCCGAUGACGAGACCUAGAAAUAUUGUUAAAAUUAAAUGUAUAAUUUAUCCGGGAAUUUACGCACUCAUGCUUAGAGGCUACCUUGGAGGCGUCUAUUACGCGACCUCGUAUGUAUCAUCUAAUGUUUUCUCACGUCGUGAAAAUCACAAAAUUGCA
Messenger RNA from Pyricularia oryzae 70-15, 2008 nucleotides. RefSeq lists its product as uncharacterized. NCBI's taxonomy places the organism in Eukaryota, Fungi, Ascomycota, Sordariomycetes, Magnaporthales, Pyriculariaceae. The record is from RefSeq and is a predicted model, not a curated record. Bases 642 to 1565 code for a protein of 307 amino acids. The transcript is spliced from 3 exons. Gene Ontology annotation, cellular component: plasma membrane.